GACAGCUGAUUUUUAUUCUGUACAAAAUAUACAAAAAACAAAACACCAAAAAAGUUCGUUUACUUUUUCGAAUGAAAUCGAAAGAGUGGUGUAGCAAUGAACAUUCCGGUCGAUUGUUGGCAACAUUUUCCACCGUUGAACUGUAAUCACACACAAAAUCAAAUGCAUGUUCAACGAAACCAUCGAAGAUGGGCUCGUACCCGAUUUGGCAUCACAUUCAGAUACGAUCGUCGUUAUUCACACCCAUUCAAAUUGAUGUCAUACAACAUUUUGGCACAAACAUUAAUUGAAAAGCAUCCGUAUUUAUACACAACACAUUAUCAACCAUAUCUUGAAUGGCCGCAUCGAUUGCAAUGUCUACGGAACGAAAUUUUAAAUAUAAAACCUGAGAUUUUGUGUCUACAAGAGGUGCAAGAAUCACAUUUGGACGACAUCGCAAUGGCACUGAAACCAAUGAACUACGACAAACCGCUCUAUAAACAGAGAACCGGCAUUGAUUACUACGAUGGAUGUGCAAUAUUUUACAAUCCACAGCUAUUUAAAUUAAUCGAUCAUCAUUACGUUGAAUUUUAUCAGCCGGGUGUUAAGGUUCUCGAUCGAUGUAAUGUUGCAAUCAUAGCCAAAUUUGCAUCACGUCGAUUGAAAAAUAUUCAAUUCAUUGUUGCCACAACGCAUUUGCUGUACAAUCCCAAAAGAGAUGACGUACGAACCGCACAAUUACAGAUAUUGCUAGCCGAGCUCGAUCGAAUGUCGGUGCAUACAGAAACUCAGGAACCAUUGCCAAUCAUUUUAACGGGUGAUUUUAAUAGUUUACCAUCAUCCGAACCGUAUAAACUCGUACAUCAAGGUCGUACAAAUUCGGUAAAUUUGCCACUUGAACUUGGCAUUACGGAUGAUUGUCAACAUAUGAAUGUAACGAUUCAUCAAAAUCGAAAAACCACAGCCUUAUUUCAUAGUGAUAAAAAGACAAACGAUGCAACCGAAACCGUUUCAGACGACGUUAGCGAUUCUACUGACAAAACAGCAGUUGCAAAAACUGUUGAAACAUCUGGACUGCCAUACAAUACUGGCUCAUUAUGGCAUAUGCUAAAUCUCACACCGACACUGUAUAAUAUGGAAUCGAAUAAUAUAGCAUCGACAUAUCAAAACAAAUGGAUUUUAGUUGACUACAUAUUUUAUACAAAAUAUUCACGUCGCACCGUUGGACCCGUUGUGAUACCACAAACAUUUUCAUCGCUCAAAUUAUUGGCCAACUUUGAAUUGCCAUACGUUCAAAACUGCCAGAGAAUGGGAUGCAUACCAAAUUCAAUUUAUGGCUCUGAUCAUUAUUCAAUGGCAUCCGAAUUUGUGCUGAUGAAUCGGUGAAACAAACCGACAAAGCUCACGCUAAUACAACAAAAAAUUAAAUUCUUUCAAAGAACAUUUAUAAGUCGUUAAUAAUAA
This is a messenger RNA of Contarinia nasturtii (swede midge), 1443 nucleotides long. RefSeq names its product protein angel-like. The transcript is spliced from 2 exons. Gene Ontology annotation, molecular function: 3'-5'-RNA exonuclease activity. Bases 97 to 1365 code for a protein of 422 amino acids. The record is from RefSeq and is a predicted model, not a curated record. NCBI's taxonomy places the organism in Eukaryota, Metazoa, Arthropoda, Insecta, Diptera, Cecidomyiidae.